This is a messenger RNA of Paramuricea clavata, 1493 nucleotides long. Lineage: Eukaryota; Metazoa; Cnidaria; Anthozoa; Malacalcyonacea; Plexauridae. The record is from the annotation of a GenBank genome assembly.
AUGCAUGCUGCCUUAUUUUAUGAGGUACGAUUAUAUGAGGUACCUUAUUACGCAAGAUGGGGACCAAUCUAUCUCGCAGAGAUGCAUCAGUUACCGGAAAAAGUGCUUGAGGAAUUUAAGAAGGGCAAUUUCGUUGUCAAACGAUCUGCAGCCGAUUUCAACCAAGUGAGCCCAGACCAAGCUCAAGAAUGGUUGAAUGCGACUGGAAAGAAAGGCGGAGGUGUGGUGGGUAUAACCAAAACAGCUUCAGCAUUAAGCAGAUGGGCUCUCUCAUACAAUCUGCGUUCUCAUGUCGCCGCUGAAACUGCACUGAUGUUCAACUGUAAAACGGAUGACAGCCUAAUUCACAAAGAGGGUGGACUAUCAAGGCAAAUUCACGACAAUGAUGCGGAGAAUGCACUGUACUUGACAUUGCAGAGGUUUAAUGCUUUUUCCUUGUGUGUGUCAAACGAAGAAUUACAGAAUAUCGCGACCAAGGACUUGGCAACCUCGGAGAUUGAGCAGUCGUUGCUAAAUGCACGAAGUUUGGGACAGUCCCAACUCGAAGAGUUUGUUAAGGUUAGAGUUCUACAAAAUGCGGAACAAGAGCCUAAAACUACGUUCCGUGAUUCCCUUUCCAAGAACAAGCCCCUCACAUUUGCCAACCUCUACGAAGUAAUGAAAGGGGAGGCAUCAACGGAGAGGAGGCGGAUACCCGCAUUGUGUUACAUGUUAUACACAACAACGGGUUUGCUCAGAAUGUUGUCGUUUCAGCCCGUGACACAGAUGUGCUACUGCUGUUGUUGGCCCAUCUACAUCUGAUAACUUCGAAAGUCUGGAUUGCAGCAGGAACUGCUAAGAAACCCACAUUUAUCCCUUUAGACGAUGUCUAUCGUAAGCUUCCAGCAGAAUCAGAGAAGGCCAUUCUACAAUUUCAUGCGAUCACCGGCUGCGACACCACCUCGUACCUGUUUGGUCACUCCAAGAAGACCUCAUGGACGGUGUUGAAAGAUUACUUUCAUCUGCUCCUUUCCCUCGGAGAAGGAACUCUGACAACAGACACACUUAAAAGAGCAGAAACGUUUGUUUGCAGAAUCUACAAGACAAAAGUACCAUCCGUGGAUAUGGCUCGAUUUCUGCUAUUUGCUAAGGCUGGUACUCCAGAUAUACUUCCACCAACAAGCGACGCCGUGAAGUACCAUAUAAUGAGAGCUCAUUAUCAGGCUAUGGUGUGGCGACAGGUGCAUUGUCGAAAGCAAAUUCUGCCUAAGCCUGAGGAAUCUGGUUGGAAACUUAUGGAUGACAAGCUGGUUCCAGUCCUGAUGACACGUGACCCAAUUCCGAAAGCAUGUGUGGAGAUGAUUACAUGCAAGUGCACCACUGGUUGUGCAACUCUGCGGUGCAAGUGCAAGAAAGCAAAUAUUGUGUGUUCCGGACUAUGUUGCUGCGGCAAAUCGGAGAACGACUUAUCCAUUAAUAAGCUACCACAGAGCAUGUCCAUGAUGUGCCUCUGA